Molecule: messenger RNA, 2322 nt
Organism: Heteronotia binoei (common prickly gecko)
Lineage: Eukaryota; Metazoa; Chordata; Lepidosauria; Squamata; Gekkonidae
Gene: DDB2
Product: damage specific DNA binding protein 2
Exons: 11
Coding region: 248-1774 (508 amino acids)
Biological process (GO): response to UV; DNA repair
Cellular component (GO): nucleus; Cul4-RING E3 ubiquitin ligase complex
Molecular function (GO): damaged DNA binding; protein binding
Source: RefSeq, a predicted model, not a curated record
AUCUAGUCAGCCGAUCAGAACUUGCCACCCAUCAGUAGGCCCCGCCGGAACUCGACUGGAGAUUCUGCGUGCGCCGCUUGUCUCUUUCCUCUAUCAUGUUUUUCUCCGCCCAGGGGGUAGAUUGUGAAACUUAAAGGAAGGAGCCGCUUUCUCGCGCCUUAUUAGUAGGCGAGUUCCAAGGCAACACGGGGCCGUCUGGGUUUGGGGGAACGAAGGCUAGGCCACAGGAGCGCAGGGAUUGGACAGAAUGACCUCUGAAAAACAGUCAAAGAACAAGAAAUGGUUGAAAACAUUUGAGUAUCCUUCAGAAAAGGAGGCAAAAUCAACUAGGAAAAGGAAACGAGAUCAGGGGGAACUGAAAAAUGAGCUACAAACAAAGAAAUUGCUUGUCAGAAAAAUCUCCAAGCUUCCAGAGAAAACUGGUCAGACUUUCCAUACCUCCAUAAUCAGAAAUACAGGAACACCUUUUUAUCAGCAAAAGAUGCAGAAGAGCAUUAUCCAUUAUGUCUACCAACAUAUGCUGGGUUCCUCUGUUGGGGCACAGCUCAGGAAGUGUCUCCAGAUGCCUUUUAUACGUUCCCUCAACUCAUACUGCUUGUUCAGAACUGCAAGUCCCUUUGAUAGGAGAGUUACAUGUCUGGAGUGGCAUCCAACUCAUUCCAGCACAGUUGCUGUGGGCUCCAAAGGUGGAGAUAUCAUCCUGUGGGACUAUGACGUGCUUAAUAAAACCUGCUUCAUAAAAGGGGUGGGAGCUGGAGGGUCCAUCACAGGAAUGAAGUUUAACCCUUUUAAUCCCAGUGAGCUGUAUACAUCAUCACUUGAUGGAACUACUGUCCUCCAGGAUUUUAAUGGGAAUGCAAUCCGGGUCUUCGCCAGUACCAACAGCUGGGAUAUCUGGUACUGCAGCGUAGAUGUAUCUGCAAUUUGCCGGACUGUGGUAACAGGUGAUAAUUUGGGCAAUGUCAUCCUAUUCAGUACAGAAGGUGAAAAGAUAUGGAACCUGAAACUGCACAAAAAAAAAGUAACUCAUGUGGAGUUUAAUCCUAGCUGUGAUUGGCUUUUGGCUACAGCCUCUGUAGAUCAAACUGUCAAAAUCUGGGAUCUGAGAAACGUAAAAGACAAAUCAUGUUGCCUUCAUGCACUUUCUCAUGAUAAACCUGUCAAUUCAGCUUAUUUCAGCCCAACAGAUGGUUCUAAGCUACUGACUACUGACCAGCACAGUGAAAUCCGGGUUUAUUCCUCUUCUGACUGGUCCAGACCACAGCAUCUGAUUCCACAUCCCCAUCGGCAAUUUCAGCAUCUCACAUCUAUCAAGGCAACAUGGCAUCCUCUUUAUAACCUCAUUGUAGCCGGUCGUUAUCCAGAUCCUAAGUUCCCAGGAUACACAGUAGAUGAGCUGCGAACUGUCGAUAUAUUUGAUGGAGACAGUGGGGAAAUGGUGUGUCAACUGUAUGACCCAAAUGCAUCUGGCAUUAUUUCGCUCAAUAGGUUUAACCCUAUGGGAGACACACUAGCCUCUGGAAUGGGUUUUAAUAUUCUAAUCUGGAGCCGGGAGGAAAUGGUAACCAGAAAACAAGAGUGUCUCAUGCAAGCUAUGACAGAGCAGGGAAUUGGAGGCAGGAGUUUAUCUCAGCAAAGAGGACCAAGGCAAUCAAACACUGGAACAAGUAUACUUAAAACUAAACUACUCAGUCUGGAUGUUGAGGGAAGUAAAACAAAGAGCAAAGAAUGUGCAUUACAGAAGAAACGGAAAGGAAAGGAUUCAGAGGACUGACUUGACAACAGUGGCUUCAGAGGGAAUGAGCCCUUUAGUCCAUCUUCUCUGGUUCUAAUGGAUGCUGCUGUGUUGGCAAAGCAAGACACCUUUAAAAAAAACAGCAGCAAGGAAUGGGAGCACAGUCAUGUGGUUUUUGGUGGUGCUGCUUCUGUGCAUUGCUGCUGAUUUUCAGUCAUCUGGGAUACAGUAUAAGGCAAUGAGCACGGCUAUGCUGGCAGUGCAAUUUGUAUUUUAGAACUGGCUCUCUUCCCUUCAGUAUAUUGAGCAACCUGGGUGCUUUUCCCUCCCAUGCUGGGCUCACAAUGCAAGAUUUUUUUCCUUCAGAGAAACAUGGGGAUUCUUUCCCACUACCCUUCCUCAAGCAAGAUAUAGUUUGAGUCUGUUGUUUCAACACCUGGGGUGUAGGUGUACAAAUGCAGAGCCAUCUUGUCGUGACUGGCAGAAGCUGAGGUGCAGCUGCUGCUAGUGGGAAUUUUGUAUUUGUUCUCUUAUUCACUUUAUGUUCACAAUAUCAAGAUGUUAAAUAAAGUUUUGUAUAGAACAAA